GUUCAAGCAGAUUUCAUUUCAUGCUGCUCAAUGGCUCCACGGUGGGAAGAUGCUGUUGAAGAGGUGGCAGCAGAAGCUGGUGCUGGUUUCGAAGCUGCUUUUGUGUUUGUCAGCGAGCUGUAUGUCGAUCAAGCUCAGGGCAUGGCCCCUGUGCUAGAAGCUAUCCAAGAACGGUUGGACGUCGAACACGUGGUUGGAGGUGCAUGUCCUGGCGCUAUCGGACAGACAACAGGCAAGAUGGCUUCCGAGUACGUCGGGGCUGCACGGCAACCCUGUGAGGUGGAGGCUGGCUUCGUGCUGUCUGUUGCUGUCGUGCGAAGUGCUGGUGCCGUACCUUUCUUCCUCGGGGCAAACGCUGAGGGGGACUUGGCCCUCAUCAACCGGAUGGCAGAAGGCGGAGAGGUACGCUCUAUGAUCUUACUCGCAGAUCCGUUUGGACCAGUUGAGGACAUUAUGCAAAGCUUGGACGAAAGCUUUCCAAAGGUUCCCAAAGCUGGUGGAAUCACUACUGUUCUCCGGGUGGGAACACAGGAGCGAUCAUCUUUCAUGCCGUCCAUGGCGAUUUGCUCAAAAGGCAACAAAGCUCGCCUUUUGAGUCAGGGGGUUUGUGGGCUUCUGCUCACCCAGAUGGAUGUUCACACGGUGGUGUGUCAGGGUUGCCUGGGAGUUGGCCCGGCUGUUCGUAUAACCAAUGUUUCGGGCCCUGUCUGUGUUGGUAUUGGAGGAAGGCCCGCAAAAGAAGCGUUGAUGCUGAUCUUUGGUGCUGUUGACGAGGACCUGAGAGCCAAGAUGCAAACAAAUUUGGUCGUUGGCUUGGGCCGUCAGGGUGAGAGUGAGACAUCAGUUGAUGAUGGAGAUUGGCUUAUCCGUGGUAUAGCUGAGGUGACCCCGAACGGGAGCUUUGUUCUCGGGCCUGGAAUUGCAGAGGGCCAACCCUUGCGCUUCCACGUACGAGACAAAGAGUCUGCAGAGGGUGACCUGACAUUGAUGCUGAAGAGAUAUCGGUUGGAGCGGACGUUCAGCGGCGGCAAGGAGCCUAUCGGUUCCUUGCUCUUCACCUGCAACGGACGGGGCCAGGGCUUGUAUGGACGCCAGCAUGUAGAUGCACGAGCGCUUCAAGAAGCUCUGGGAGAAGAGCUUGGACAGCGCGUGGGUGGUUUCUUCUGUAAUGGGGAGAUAGGCGCGCCAGGCCUGGUGCUCCAAGCUGCAGAUCUGAAUGAGCGCACGGAGGUCAGGAAGACAGCUUUGCAUGGCUUCACAGCAGUAUUUGCGAUGCUAGUGCCGGCCCAGUCUUGA
Messenger RNA from Symbiodinium pilosum, 1296 nucleotides. The record is from the annotation of a GenBank genome assembly. NCBI's taxonomy places the organism in Eukaryota, Dinophyceae, Suessiales, Symbiodiniaceae.